AUGACCUCAAGUGAGCCUACUCUUCGCAAAAGGAAAAGGGCAACUGAGCGGCAGUCCUCGAGGAAGCAGAAACAACCAGCGGGCAGUGCGAAUGGACACCCAGUGAAGUUCACGUCCGUCCUCGGCCUUCUGCUCUUGGCCCUGGGCUUCUUCGCAUACCAGAACCUAGAAGCUAUCCAACGCUACUUGGAGGCAUGGAGGAAGAGCGCCGACUGGGACGCGGCGACGAAGAGCAGCGGUCCUCUUGAAUUUUCCGCAGACUUGCCGAAACGAAAUGCAGUUGUGGUAGCGUUCAAGCAUGCAUGGCUCGCAUAUGAGAGGGAUGCCAUGGGCGAUGACGAAUACCACCCCAUUGGCCACUCAGGAACCAACCUCACAGAUGCUGGUGGAAUAGGCUACACGGUAGUCGAUUCGAUUGACUCAAUGAUCAUCAUGGGUCUGAAGGACGAAUACGCGCGCGCUAGAAACUGGAUCGCCACGAACAUGACGUUCGACAGAAAUGGGGAAUUCAACACAUUCGAGACCACAAUACGAGUUCUCGGUGGUUUGCUCUCCGCCUACCAUCUCACUGAAGACCCCGUGUUCCUCGAAAGAGCGAAGAACUUGGCUGAUCGAAUUCUCCCUGCGUUCGACACGCCGUCUGGGCUACCUCUGUCGUCGGUGAAUCUGGCGAAACGCAAAGGCGUCCCGAGCAAGGACAACAAGGAGUUAGUUAGUACAGCGGAAGUAUCGACGUUGCAGCUGGAGUUUAAGUACCUCAGUCUCUUGACGGAAGAGGACAUAUACUGGGACGUGGUGGAGAAUGCGAUGAAGGUGAUCAAAGCCGCUCGUACCUCCAUGUCCACUGGGCUAGCCUCAAUAUUCAUGAGCUAUGAUGAAGGUCGUUUCACUGUUGCGCCUAUUCGUCUAGGAUCCCGCGCAGAUUCAUACUACGAAUAUCUCUUGAAACAAUACAUACAGACGGACUAUACAGAACCUGUAUACCGGACUAUGUAUGACGAUGCCAUGAGUUCAGUGUACACCCAUCUGAUCAAGAAGACGGAACGUGCGGGACUGACAUACACUUCCGAGCUCAUCCCGGAACGCAACCGCCAAGGCAAGAUCAAUUGGCGUCUUGUGCCGAAGCAAGACCAUCUCGUGUGCUUCCUGGGCGGCUCGCUGAUGCUCGGGGCGGUCACCACCGGUGCAGUCGUCCAGCCAGUGUCCGUCCCUCCGCUUGCAGGCGAGCUCUCUGAGCAGGGCAAGAGGGAUUGGACGGCGGGCAUCGAGCUUGUACGCACAUGCAUGAAGACGCACGAGACGGCUACCGGGCUGUCCCCCGAGAUUGUGCACUUCAAAAUAGCCGGAGAUCAUAUCCCAGAGUCGAAUGCCCCAGAAGAUUGGUAUAUCAAAGGAGCACGUCCUGAUGGCCCCAAUUCGUACGAUGCACGAUAUAUCCUUCGUCCUGAGACGGUGGAGUCUCUUUUCAUUGCCUUCCGAUUGACGGGUGAUCCCAAGUACCGCGAGUAUGGCUGGAACAUAUUCCAGGCGAUCGAGAAACAUUGCCGCGUCGAAUCCGGCGGGUAUGCGAGCGUGCUCAAUGUGGACCGCCUGCCAGUUGAGCAUGAGGACAAGAUGGAGACAUUCCUAAUGAGCGAGACUCUGAAGUAUCUGUAUCUGUUGUUCGACGAUGCCAGCGUAUUACCUUUGUCCAAAUACGUCUUCAAUACGGAAGCACACCCUUUCCCCAUAUUCCAUCCAAUGCGGCGGACGGGAUUCUCAUGA
Messenger RNA from Sparassis crispa, 1764 nucleotides. Its product is annotated as Mannosyl-oligosaccharide 1,2-alpha-mannosidase. The coding region runs from base 1 to 1764 and encodes 587 amino acids. Gene Ontology annotation, cellular component: membrane; endoplasmic reticulum. Gene Ontology annotation, molecular function: mannosyl-oligosaccharide 1,2-alpha-mannosidase activity; calcium ion binding. The record is from RefSeq and is a predicted model, not a curated record. The transcript is spliced from 18 exons. Gene Ontology annotation, biological process: N-glycan processing; carbohydrate metabolic process. Lineage: Eukaryota; Fungi; Basidiomycota; Agaricomycetes; Polyporales; Sparassidaceae.